This is a messenger RNA of Solenopsis invicta (red fire ant), 2317 nucleotides long. RefSeq lists its product as uncharacterized. NCBI's taxonomy places the organism in Eukaryota, Metazoa, Arthropoda, Insecta, Hymenoptera, Formicidae. The record is from RefSeq and is a predicted model, not a curated record. The coding region runs from base 1084 to 1506 and encodes 140 amino acids. The transcript has 3 exons.
AAAGAGUGGCAGUAUUUUCACACUUUUAGAGUGGGAUUCCACUCUUUUAGAUAAAAUUCCACUCUAAAGAAUUUAGAGUGGAUUUGCAAUGCAGUGUCGUCCCCGAGACCGAGUCGCGCGCUGCGAGACAAUAGUUACGAUAAGGUUAAGAAACGGCAAUGAGCCUGAACAUCGAUAAUAUUUCGGUUGCAAGCCCAAAUCUUGGACAGCGGUGAUGUAAAACGAAAUACGAGACACGCGAGUGCCUCGCGAGCGAUUAAUACAGCGCGAGUAAAUAACAACAAAUAGAUGAUAGGUUACUCACCCCCCCUCCCCGGUCGCGUUGCCAGGCGCCGGCCAAACCUCUGCUGCUCCUUCUCGGAAUCCUUCGAUUCCGCGCUGCUUCUCCGUAGCUCUUACACACGAUCUCGCACACAUGCGCGCUUAUUAUCGAAACGCAACGAGUGCAGGACCAAUUGCGCAAGCCGUGAGUAAUUCCCGAUUAAACGCGAUUCGAGAGCGCUGCGUCUCCGUGGCGUUCUGUAGGCGGCGGAUGACGUCAGCGUCGGCAACUUCGCUUCGAUUUACCGCCGCGACACGACGCGAGUCAAGAUGCCGAAUCGACGCGGUUGACCUUUGCUUUCUGUAUAUCAUCAUAGAGAUAUUACGUAUAGAGUAGAGGAGCCAUAAACAGAUUUGUGAGUGGAAAUGUCCCCCCGUUAGAAAGAGAGAGAAGAUAGGACCUAUAUUCUUGUCUUUGUCGUACUAGCGCCAUUAAGAGAGAGAGAUAGACUAAAGCUCCCGUAUUCUGUCUCUUUCUAUCAAGGGGUCACUUUCGAGGCUGGCUUCUCUACUCUAUAUGUAAUACCUCUAUGAUAUGCACGCGUUAGCGCGCGCUACAGCACGCGCGAAACACCUUGCGCGUUCACACUGCACGGAAGCCGUCCGUCUCGAUUAGUCGUCUCGAUGUCAACCUCGCUUGACUCGCGCGAUAAAUCGAAGUGGCGAUAGUGAAGGUGACGUCAUCCGCUAUCGGCGCUCUUUCCCGCCAGCGGCACGCCAUGAAGACGCGACUCAGCGAAGCGCUCUCGAAUCAAAUUACGUAUGGCCUGCGCAAUUGGUUCUGUAUUCGGUAAUAAACGCGCGCGCGAGAUCGUGUGUAAGGAGAAGCUGCGUUGCGAAGGAUUCCGAGAGGAGCAGCAGAGGCUUUUGGUCGGCGUCGGGCAGUGCGACCGCGGAGAGGGGGUACGGAAGCAAGUGGAAAAUUCACGAGAGUCAUGCGUCACGGCGGCUGACCUCGGCGAUGGACUAAAAAAGGAGGGAGAUACGACGGAGAACGACAGGUAUCGAUUCCGAGAAGCUUUCGACAGCCAUCCGAUAUUCAUCCAAAUAUCACUUUCACGGGCGCACGAGUCCGAGAUCAAGAAGGACGCCGGAAUCGUGAGGCUAUUUUCGAUCUCCUAUCGAAAUCAAUGGGGGAACAAACUCGCGCGUGUUCCAGUCACAUUCGAAGAUCGUUCAUUCUGAAAGCCGAUGAGGCGUGACGGAGGCAACCGAUGGAUUCCUAGAUCCCCAUGGCCGAUGUCGAGGUUCGUUUACUGUCCUCUGUCCUCUGACCGGUUCCAGGAUCGAGAUACCGAUAACACGGAUGAUCGAUGCCGGACUACGCAGACAGAAAAUCGUCGAUGACAGUGCGACGGUGUCGAACAUCGACGUCUCAUUUACUUCGUCGAAUGCAACGGGCAACGUUUUCGAUCGCGUUCUCGUGGAUUCCUCGCAGGAUAAGGCUGUCAGAGAAGGACAUCGUGAAAAAUCUAUUUCCAAAGGCUGUUUUCGAAAAACAACGAUAAUACAGCAACAUAAAGCAAUAAUUACUCUUUUCUUGAAUAUAGAAUUGUAAAAUGUUUCUGUAAUUAAUGUUGGAUUCUGAUGAAUCUAUUUACGGGAUAUUUUUUAAUAUCGUGUAAAAUUUUUAUUUAUACUGCGGUAUAGGUAUAUAAUAUGUUCUAGUUUUGAAAAUAUGUAAAUAAUGUGCUUCUGCUUCAAAAAUAUUUAUUUUUAUUAAAAAGAUAAGUUAUAAAAUUAGAUGCAAAAUUGCCAAGAAACGUAAUACAACAGUGGUAAACUGUCUUGCUGCAGUAGCAAAAUUUUUAACAAACUUACUUGUCGCGAUAAUAAAAAUUUUUUUUUCCGUGCAUUUAGUUUCAAUGAAAAAUCACUGAUAAUAAAUUUUGAUUAAAGGGAAGCAUUUCCACUAAUUGAAAUUAGUGCGAAAUUCCUGAAAAACAGUUUAUAUACAGCCAUUGACAAAAUUAUUAGGCACCCUUGCUUUUUCUAA